Messenger RNA from Ostertagia ostertagi, 918 nucleotides. NCBI's taxonomy places the organism in Eukaryota, Metazoa, Nematoda, Chromadorea, Rhabditida, Trichostrongylidae. The record is from the annotation of a GenBank genome assembly.
UUUAUAAUCCGCAUCACGCUGAAACAACAACGGAAUCCAAGGUGUGAGUAUUUCGACUUCCGCAUUCGGUCAAGUCUACCUCAUUUUCUCACUUGUACUGUAAUGGCCAUUCUAAUAUUGCUGCUACUUGCCCUCUCAACUUCUGCUCAAGAUUCACAUGACGGCACUCAUACCAGUGGAGUCAGCACUAUGAGCCCCGGAGCCGAUCUCCAGCAGCAACUAUUUGCUGAACAAAGUUAUACAACUGGAUCUACACUUCAACCGAUAGCUCCAAUACUGAUGGAACAAACUACCCAACCUGCAACCUCUUCAACUACUCUAGUACCAUUACCGGUGAACAGGGAAGCACUUUCAACCUGUAUGGGAAAGCUGAAACUCGCGUGUAUGGUGAAUCUGUAUGUAAGGCGACUGCUAGAUAAAUACGUUGGAUCAGGACGAUUAGACAAAAUUAGAGACGUAAUUGAAGCUGAGGCCGAUAUUCUUUGUAAUGCUGAAGAAAAUAUUGCGAUGGAGGCGUUUCUGGGUAACCACACGGAUGGGAUUCUCGUUGCACAAGGAGUGACAAGCAAUCUUACGAGCAGUGAUAAGGAUCAACUCAAUACAAUGGAAAAUCUGAACGACACAAUCGGAGAACGGUUUUUCUACUUACGAAAAUUCAGUACCAUUAACGAGACAGACCGAUUAACGCUUGAGCGCGCCUUCAACAGCAUCAUGAAGACUUUCUCGAGUUCGAGUGCACCCAAUGCAACACUGCAAGCUGUUGCUGCUCUAUCACCAGCAGAUGUGGCACAAAUAAGGACUGUCGACGACAGCAACCGUUUCGAUUUCAUAAUGGAGCGUCUCAAUGCUUGUAACAUUACUGACAACGUUGCCGCUGCAGACGUUACCAGGCUAUUUCUAGUACCAGCUGUGGUCUAA